CGGGAGGAAUCAAAACUCGCCGAAACCAAGAACGCCGCCUCGGCGCGGCGAUUAAAAUAACAGUGACGGGGACCCUGGCACCACAGUGACUCAGAUGAACAGCAGCAGCAGGAGCAGCUGCAGGAGCCGGUCCCGAAGAAGUGAUGUGGACAACAGGAAGAACAGAGCAAGGAUGAUAUCUGGAAUCAUGAAAUAGAACUUAAACCGACUUCGUUCAUCGAUAUUUGUUUUCUUCUGGAACACGUGUAUAUGUUAACUGACAAAGAACUGCUCAUAUAUCAAGUAAAAAAAACCCGUUCAAAUGUCAACUUCGCAGAAGGGUCUUCGUCCGAAACGUUCGAUCGCUAUAGUGUCCUGCUAAAAAGUCGGUGUCGAUCACGAACGCUGCGGGGUGUUUUGUUUUUUAAAGGGGAUUUAUAAAGACGUCACAAAGUGAAGGCAGAAUUCAUCGCAGUCCGGGCUCCUGGAGGGAGGGCCGAGGAGGAGAGCAGAGGGCGGACGGUGAGGAAGAGGAGAAACAAUCCGUGGAACGGCUUCCCGGAGGGUCAUGGCGAGCGGCCCUUCCUUUCCCUUCACAUCAUCCGCGCUCCGGGCCUUCAGGUCGCAGGAGCUCGAGGAGCAGCGCUGGGCCCUGAGGCAGCGGCGCGUCCCCUCCGUUAGCAGCCGGGUUCAGCAACAGCAGCAACAGCAGCAGAAGCAGCAACAGCAGCAAAACGAGCAAAGGCAGCAGGCGGCGACGGGCAGCACUCCGUGGCGCGCCUCACAAGAGGAGCGGCUGGUGUGCCGCGACGUCGUCGUUCAUCACGCGCUGUUUGCCGGGGACUUGGCCCUCGUUCGCCGCAUCUUCAGGGAGCCCCUGGCGGCCAACGUGAUCGUGCAGUGUCCGGGCGACACGCAGGUCCCCACGGGUCCGCGAGCCUCGUGGAUGUUGCCGUGCCCCUCGCAGCUGGUCCUCACCACCCCGGCGCGCAUCGCCGCCAGCCGCGGUUACACCGACUGCCUGGAGCACCUGCUGCAGAGGGGCGCGAACCCGGACGCGAACCCGGGAGGAGACGCGGCGCUGCACGCCGCGUGCGAGACGGCGCAGGACGCGUGCGCGCGGCUCCUGCUGGAGUUCGGGGCCAACCCGAGCGCGUGCUCCGAGCGCGGACUCACGCCGCUGCACCACUGCACGUCGCCAGGGUCACUCGCAUGCGCGCGGUUGCUGUUGCAAUUCUCCGCCGACGUGAACGCGCAGUCGGAGGACGACGAGGAGGGAGACACGCCACUGCACGUGGCCGCGCGCCACGCGCUGCUCGAACACGCGCGCCUCUACCUGGCGCGGGGCGCGCACCCGGACGACGUGAACGCGCGCGGCCUCACGCCGCUCAUGCUCGUGUGCGCGCACCCGGGGGUCCCGGGAGACCCCGGCGCGCGCGUGCUCGCCGAGCUGGCGCGCGCGCUCGUUGCGGCGGGCGCGCGCGUGGACGCGCGCGACCCCGACUUGCUGACGCCGCUGCACGGCGCGUGCCGGGGCGCGCACGCCGCGCUCGCGCGCGUGCUCAUGGAGUGCGGCGCGCGCGUCAACGCGCUCGACUACAACGGCGUGGCGCCCCUGCAGAAGGUGCUACAGGUGGCCGCUUACCGACAGCAGCACAUUCCCGAGGUCGUGGUGCAGGACCUCCUCAACCGAGGCUCCGUCAAGGUGUGGCCGGGCGCAUUCCACCGGGUGCUGGAGUCGUGCUCCGAGGCUGUGAACACCGUGGAGGUGCUGCUGAACGUCUACGGCAGAAUCAAGAUCACGCACGCGUGGAGGCAGGCCAUCCCAGACGACACCUACCAGAGACACGCCGCCUUCUACGACUCCGUGUUCGCGCUGCAGGGGACACCGCGCGCCCUUCAGCACCUGGCUCGCUGCGCCCUGCGCUCACACCUGGACGCGCGCUGCGCCGAAGUCGUCCCUCGGCUCCCGCUGCCCCCAAGGUUGCAGAGUUACUUACUGCUGGAGCCCAGGGGUUACGUACACUAGACGGGGUGGUUGGUGGUGAUGGAGACCUCGUGAGUGUGGAAAAGCAGCAGCAGCAACAACACGGGGAUCCGUCACGGCAAGAGCGCCGUCUCGUGUUGGGUGACGAGACCCAGGGCUUCAUUUCCCCGACUCGGAAAAUAAUUCCGAUCACGCCGCACCACGUCCACUUUGGCUGGGGACGAUAGUCACGUGCCACCAACCGCUGUCUGCCAGCGAUCCCACUGGGAUUUUUGUGCACACAGCGUCGGUGGUGUACGAUGCUUUUUUCAGGAAUAUUUUGCUGUUUUUUUUUCAUGGAUUUUCUGUUUGCACAGUCACAUAGUCACUUUAAGGUGUUUUUCUUGUUCGUGUUUUUUUGUUUGUUGUGGUUGCACCCGAUUCAAGAGCCGAAUGGCUCACAGGGCUAUACAAAAAUAAAUAAAUAUAAACAUUUAGUGAGACUCCAGGGCUGAAACGACUCCGCAGGUCACUAGUAGCUCCACAGCGACAUAUUCCAUGGCCGUUCCAUGACACGAGGCUCUGCUCACUGAAAGGGUUUAAAAUGAUGUCUCGUCAUCUCUCGAUUAACUACAAGAGCACAAUGUGAAUUAUAUAGUCAUUCGAGUGUAAAUAGGCGAUAAGCUGUGUGCACUGGCGGAGCCAGUGGGGG
Messenger RNA from Petromyzon marinus (sea lamprey), 2657 nucleotides. Its product is annotated as ankyrin repeat and SOCS box protein 18. Gene Ontology annotation, molecular function: protein binding. Gene Ontology annotation, biological process: intracellular signal transduction. The record is from RefSeq and is a predicted model, not a curated record. Lineage: Eukaryota; Metazoa; Chordata; Hyperoartia; Petromyzontiformes; Petromyzontidae.